Molecule: messenger RNA, 2709 nt
Organism: Zingiber officinale
Lineage: Eukaryota; Viridiplantae; Streptophyta; Magnoliopsida; Zingiberales; Zingiberaceae
Product: DDT domain-containing protein DDR4-like
Exons: 12
Coding region: 44-2248 (734 amino acids)
Biological process (GO): regulation of DNA-templated transcription
Cellular component (GO): RSF complex
Source: RefSeq, a predicted model, not a curated record
CACCCUUUCCUAACCUCCUUCCCCCAAUUCUUUCCCCUGGCUCAUGGCCUCCGCUUCUUCCCCAUGCCGUCGCCUCCUUCCCACUUCCUCCGCCCCCUCCCUUGGCCCCCGCGCUGCCCUUGUACCCGCCUUGCCGCAGCCCGAUCUCGCCUUUUCUACCCUCUCGGUCCCUGCCAUGCCCGACGAUCCGCCUGCCGCGCCGUCCCCCGCUGCUGGCGGAUCCUCGUCCCCGCCGGACAACCCUCGUCCCCCUCCUGCCCUCACUGAAUCCUCUCCCCGAAAGACCCGCUUACCCCGCGCCUGUACCUCCCGCAUCCCCGCCGCCGCUGCUCGCCCACCGCAGCCUGAGCGCCGCCUCACGCGCCGGGAGAAGGAAGAGCAGCAGCGAGCCGGGAGGGUGAUCACGCCGCUCGUCGAGCCGCCUUCUCCUCCUCAACUUCCCCUCCGGGAACUCCGGUCUAUGUGGGAGCUCGCCUCCAUCCUCAACUUCCUCCAUGUUUUUAGACCUCUGCUGAACAUUGUUGCGGAGUUCUCUGCAGAAGAGCUUGAGACGGCGCUUUUGACACCCAACAACACGCUGGAUGACGUGCACAUACCUCUGCUAAAGGCAAUUCCUCCAGUAACUCGCAUGGCUCUAGGGCGUGCAACUUGGGUGACCGUGCUCUGUCGAAAGUUAAGAGAUUGGUGGUACUGGGUUGCUGAUGGUGAGGUCCCAAUUGUUGCAUCUCAUGGGUCAGAGAUUGAGAAAUAUAAAACUCUUGAGCCCAGCACAAGAGUGCUGAUUCUGAAAGCACUUUGUGACAUACGUGUGGAGCAAGAAGACAUUCGGAAUUUUAUUGAUAAUUCUUUGAAACAUGGUAUCCAACUUUCAGUUUUUCGCAAAGAAAGGAUUGGCGGUGAUUCACAUGGGAUUUCCUAUUGGUAUGAGGAUGAUCCUAGUGUUGGUCACAGAUUAUACCGUGAAAUUAGACGAAUUGAGACGAAAAACACCAGGGCAAAAGGAUCAUCAUCUACUCCCUCUAUAUGUUUGCAGUGGGAAACUGUUGCAACUAACUUAAGUGAAUUUCAAGAAGUUUCUGAGAAACUGUUUUCAAGUAAAAACAGAACAGAGACCUCUCUCGGGAAGAAACUAAAAAUUGACUGUCUGCCAGAGAUUGAGAAAAUUCAUAAAAAAAAAGAUAGGUUGUGGAAAAAGCAACACAGAGAAGCGCUCCUCCUUGAUAGCUUUUUGACUGCAGAUGGGAUUUCAUCAGGUCGCUCCCUUCGAGAUAGAAAACCUGUCACAUAUACAUUUGAUGAUUAUGACCGCUCAAUCAGUGAAGCUAUCAAAAUAACCAAGAAAAGACAAAGCUCACCAGAAAACAUUGUCAGAAAAGCUGUUGCUGGGAGGCCUGAGUUAUAUGCAAAUGGUGAUUGGAAUGGACCUUCACAAAUAGAUCCAGCUGACAAUGACGAUGCACAGACGCCACGAUCAAUUGACAAUGAAGAAACUGACAUUGACAGGCAGGAUGAGACUCUGGACCGCAGUAAUAGGCGAAGAAAAAGACCUCAACGAUAUUCAGAGAAAGAUUUUGUGGAUACUGUUUCAGAUAUUGAUGCAGAUUAUGGCAGUGAUGAUGACAUAGUAGGAGAAGCAGUGUACGAUGAUGAAUAUUUGAGAAAAAUAAAAAAGAGAAAGAUGUCCAGUGGUUCAGAGGAGGAUGAGGAGUACCGAUGGGAGGAGGAAAAUGCGGAAGAUGAGGAAGAAGAGGAAUAUUCUCUCAGUGCUAGUGAAGAUAAUGAAGAGAAACAGCAUAAUAAGAAGUUUCUAACUCGAACUAGGCGAGAAAAGAAGUUGAGAUUAGUCGAUGAACUGCAGACAGGCCUAAGACGAAGCAAGAGAGCGAUGCGAUCACGUAUAAAUUACCGACAAUAUGAGCAAUCUGAUACAGAUACAGAUUCAGCCAGGCCAGACAAGUCAAAUGCAACAGCUGAAAAUUCUGCUGCAUCGGGUGAUCAAGAACUUUCAACAGCAAGUCAAGAUUCCGAGGGAGGAGGCACUAAAGAAAUGGCAGAUAGAGAAAUGGCCGUGGAUCAUAUCAAUCAUGGACACAAUGAACAGCAACUAGCAGUAGAAAAGACAAAUGACAAUAGGCAGGAGGAGAAUGGUGUCCAAAGUAUAAGGUUUCUAGACCUUAAUGAACUAGCCCCAGGGACUGGUUUCGAUGAUGGCCCUAGCACCAAAGACGAGGAAGGGCACAACUCCUAGACAUGAUGUUGAACUGCUUGAUUGUCUUUGACUUGGCCAGCUCAAAAAUUUUUGUUAAAGUAUCGGCGUGUGAUUGUUGAUUCAUACGAGAAAAAAAGAAUGGCAGUUAAGAUCAGACACAGCUCGCUUUCGAUGCUCAGCCUCGUCGAAGAGUUGCCAACUGUAUUAGUUGAUAGAAAUUUAUGAGGAAGAAAUUCAUUGGACCCUGUUCGACAUGUUUCGUGUACAAUACACGUUAGCAGAUGAGCUCCCGAUUGUUGAUUUAAUUGUUGCUUCUUUGCCAUGUAGAGGCAAGAAUGUUAUAAACCUUAGUUUAGAGGAUAUAUUCCACGUAGCAUUUUUAGUGAGAAAACAGUCCUAUUGCGACUAGAUCUCAACAUGGUUCGUACAAUUGAGUAAUGUUCUCAUGUCUUUAUUCUGCAGCCUCUUGAGCAAUGAGCAAAUGUUGAUUAUACUGUUUA